This is a messenger RNA of Stegastes partitus (bicolor damselfish), 2748 nucleotides long. Its product is annotated as voltage-gated potassium channel subunit beta-2. Gene Ontology annotation, biological process: potassium ion transport; regulation of potassium ion transmembrane transport. Gene Ontology annotation, cellular component: membrane; cytoplasm; voltage-gated potassium channel complex. The transcript is spliced from 14 exons. The record is from RefSeq and is a predicted model, not a curated record. Gene Ontology annotation, molecular function: voltage-gated potassium channel activity; potassium channel regulator activity; transmembrane transporter binding. Lineage: Eukaryota; Metazoa; Chordata; Actinopteri; Pomacentridae. Bases 1 to 1317 code for a protein of 438 amino acids.
AUGCAGGUGUCCUUCGCAUGCACUGAGCACAACCUCAAGAGUCGCAGUGAGGACCGGCUGUGUGGCCUUCGCACCGCUCCACCUCCCGGAGGAAGCAGUGGGGGAGUAGGGGGAGGCGGCGGAGGAGGAGGAGGUGGCGGCGGUGGUGGCAGCGGAGGAGGAGGAGGCGGCGGCGGCGGCGGAGGCGGAGGAGGUAGUGGACAAGGGAGCAAUGGCAACUACAUGACCCAAGGCUCGGUCAAGACCAGGGAGGGGCCCGGGUCUCGCCAGACUCCACAGGGCCAUGCCCACAUGAAGGAGGCCAUCGGGCGCCACACCAGUAUGAAGUACAGGAACCUGGGAAAGUCAGGCCUACGUGUUUCCUGCCUCGGGUUAGGCACCUGGGUGACAUUCGGAUCACAGAUCUCUGAUGAGAUGGCUGAGAACCUGAUGGCCAUAGCUUAUGAGAACGGAGUGAACCUGUUUGACACGGCGGAGGUGUACGCCUCCGGAAGGGCGGAAAUCACUCUGGGGAACAUUAUCAAGAAGAAAGGAUGGAGGCGUUCAAGUUUCGUCAUCACAACAAAAAUCUACUGGGGAGGCCAAGCCGAGACGGAGCGAGGACUCUCCAGAAAGCACAUUAUUGAAGGUUUAAGAGGAUCAUUAUCAAGACUCCAGUUAGAUUAUGUGGACAUAGUUUUUGCCAACAGAAAUGAUGUCAACAGUCCAAUGGAAGAGAUUGUACGGGCCAUGACGUUUGUAAUAAACCAGGGCAUGGCCAUGUACUGGGGAACCUCCCGCUGGAGCGCCAUGGAAAUCAUGGAGGCGUACUCAGUGGCGCGCCAGUUCAACCUGAUACCACCUGUGUGUGAGCAGGCAGAGUAUCACUAUUUCCAGAGGGAUAAAGUCGAGGUGCAGCUUCCUGAACUCUACCACAAGAUCGGUGUGGGAGCAAUGACUUGGUCUCCACUCGCUUGUGGAUUAAUCACAGGGAAGUACAGUGAUGGGGUACCAGAGUGCUCCAGAGCUGCAAUGAAGGGAUACCAGUGGCUGAAAGAGCGAGUGAACAGCGAGGAGGGCCGCAGGCAGCUCGCUAAAAUCAAGGAGCUCCAUCUACUGGCAGACAGACUGGGCUGCACUGCUGCACAGUUAGCCAUCGCCUGGUGUCUGCGCAGUGAGGGAGUCAGCUCAGUACUUCUGGGUGUUUCUAAUACAGAUCAGCUACUCGAGAACCUGGGUGCCCUCCGGAUUUUAUCCCAAAUGACCCCUCAAACCAUCACCGAGAUUGACGCCCUGCUGGGAAAUAAGCCACACUCGAAGAAAGAGUCACGCGCUUGAAGAUGCAAAUCUGAGUGACAGAUAACGUUUCGAGAAGAUGAAGAAGACUAAGACAUUGGGAAACAUCGCUUUUUGCUCUGCUGUAUACUCAACAACUUGCAUGUCCUCAGCAACAUUAUGCUUCCAGUAUGUGCGCAUAUCCAUUUUGCGCAGUACAUUGUAUCAUGUAUGAAAAAAAAAAAAAAGAGAAAAUCUCUCAAUUGUGGAAAAAAAAACAAAACAACAAACGGAUCAUAUAUUGCUCACUGUCGAUUGUUCACAAACUAAUUAUUUCUACACAGGGGGAGGCUGAAGCCGGUUAGACUGACAGGUCUCUGCCAACCACAGAAACCAAGAGAGCUUGAAAAAUAUUCAGCAGAUUUGACUCUUCUUAAUCAAAUGUUUUAGGACAAAAAAAAAGGAAAAAAAAAACCACCUCUGUGCUAAAAUGCAACUUUACUGCGUGAACGGUGCUUUCAUUUGACAUGUGAGUCUCCUCCCCUCGCAGCUGCCUGUAAUUCUGUAUGAUGUUUAGUACCCAGCAGCCAGAGAGCCAAAGGUUAGCACUCAUGUGUCUAGCCCAACAUUUCCCAUAGUGUGCAUGUGACUGGUCUGCCACGCUCACUGCUUUACAGGGUUGGGAACAAUGGAUUACUUGUGGAGUCAUUACACAGAUCUGACUGUUAAAAAAAAAAAAUCCUGAUCCUUUCUGGUAAACAUCAGAUCACAUGCUGUUAUAAAAAAAUAAAAAAAAAGGUUUAAAAGCACUAAGAUUAUGAGACAGCACUGAAAUAAUCAUUGAUUCUGGCACAAACUACUUGUGAAAUUGGCAAUCAUAAAUCAAUAGUGGGGUGAAGAUUUUGAAGGUAACUUUCCCAACCCUGCUGCUUUCUCAGCAGUCUUUUUGCCUCCUCUGUUUGUAAACUGUGCGCAUGUCCCUUUAAGAGAGAAUAGCCCCAACAGGGUGUAAAUGUGGCAUGGCUUUUAUGGCUUAUGUAGAUUUGCAGUGCCCUUGUAAGCCAUUUUUUUUACUCUAAAUGGUCAGGCAGUUUGAUCCAGGAUCCGCGCUGCUGGGCACUCUUGCUUUAAAGACUCUCAGCAGUCUGUGUGUCCAUCUGACGUAUAAUCUUUGUAUUGUCCUACACUGUAUCAAAAGAUGUUGGCAUCGCUUUCGAUGAUGUCCUGUGAAGAGCGUCAUUGUUGUCGAAUCGGAGGGUUUGAGACAGUCGGGACGUUAAGUGGAAAGAAAAAAAAGGUCACUAUGAUGGUCUGACACAAAGAUUUGGACACACUGUGGUGAAAUGAAUGAUAAGUCUGAGUUUAUCAAAUGUGAUACAACUCUUGCCACAGGUCACUUGGGGUAAGAUUUAGCAAAUGUAAUUUUUCUUUUUUUUUUCUUUUCUUUUCUUUUUUUUUGUGGAAGCCUAAAAAUAUAGCUUCUCUGCUCAUUUC